CCGCAGACCCCUCGGAGCGCCGCGGGGCCUCAGCGAAGAGGUGGCGGUAGGAGGCGGCCAGAGCCGCCGGCUCCGCGCUGUAGCUCAUGGCGGCGGAGCAGGACCGGCGGCUGCGGCGGUGCUUAAAAAUAAAUAAGCAUUUGAAGAUGACGACCUCAUGGAGCGACAGACUCCAGAAUGCAGCCGAUCUCCCUGCAAACAUGGAUGGGCAUGCCCUGAAAAAGUACCGACGGGAAGCCUAUCACCGGGUCUUUGUAAACAGAAGUUUAGCCAUGGAAAAGAUAAAGUGCUUUGGUUUUGAUAUGGAUUAUACACUUGCUGUGUAUAAAUCCCCUGAAUACGAAUCUCUUGGAUUUGACCUGACCGUAGAAAGAUUAGUUUCCAUUGGAUACCCUCAUGAGCUGCUCAAUUUUGUGUAUGAUCCUGCAUUCCCUACCAGAGGCCUGGUGUUCGAUACUCACUACGGAAACCUGUUGAAAGUUGAUGCCUAUGGGAACCUCCUAGUGUGUGCACAUGGCUUUAAUUUCCUCAGAGGGCCUGAGACACGGGAUCAAUAUCCAAAUAAAUUUAUCCAGAGGGAUGACACAGAUAGGUUUUACAUUCUGAAUACGUUAUUCAACCUACCAGAGACCUACCUAUUGGCUUGCCUAGUGGAUUUCUUUACUAACUGUGACCGGUACACUAGCUGUGAAACAGGGUUUAAAGAUGGAGACCUCUUCAUGUCCUUCAGGAGUAUGUUCCAGGAUGUCAGAGAUGCUGUUGACUGGGUUCAUUACAAGGGAUCACUUAAGGAAAAGACCCUUGAGAAUCUGGAAAAGUAUGUGGUGAAAGAUGGGAAGCUGCCACUGCUGCUCAGCCGCAUGAAUGAAGUUGGGAAGGUGUUUCUUGUCACAAACAGUGACUAUAAAUACACAGAUAAAAUUAUGACUUACUUGUUUGACUUUCCACAUGGACCAAAGCCUGGGAGUGCCCAUCGGCCGUGGCAGUCCUACUUCGACCUGAUCCUGGUGGAUGCACGAAAACCCCUCUUCUUUGGGGAAGGCACUGUGUUGCGGCAGGUGGACACGGUGACUGGGAAGCUGAAGAUUGGUACCUACACUGGCCCACUGCAGCAUGGCAUUGUGUACUCAGGAGGCUCUUCAGACACAGUCUGCGACCUGCUGGGGGCCAAAGGGAAGGAUAUCUUGUACAUUGGAGACCAUAUCUUUGGAGACAUCCUCAAAUCCAAGAAGCGCCAGGGCUGGAGGACCUUCCUGGUGAUCCCUGAGCUGGCACAGGAGCUGCACGUCUGGACAGACAAAAGUGCCCUUUUUGAAGAGCUGCAGAGUCUGGACAUCUUCUUGGCCGAGUUGUACAAGCAUCUGGACAGUAGCAGCAAUGAACGCCCCGACAUCAGCUCCAUCCAGAGACGCAUUAAGAAAGUGACCCACGACAUGGACAUGUGCUACGGGAUGAUGGGGAGCCUCUUCCGCAGCGGCUCUCGGCAGACCCUGUUUGCCAGCCAAGUGAUGCGCUACGCUGAUCUCUAUGCAGCCUCCUUCAUCAACCUCCUCUACUACCCCUUCAGCUACCUCUUCAGAGCCGCCCAUGUCCUGAUGCCACACGAGUCCACGGUGGAGCACACGCACGUUGACAUCAAUGAGAAGGAGUCACCGAUGGCCACGCGCAAUCGCACCUCAGUGGAUUUUAAAGAUUCUGACUACAAGCGGCAUCAACUGACCCGCUCCAUCAGCGAGAUCAAACCGCCCAACCUCUUCCCCCAGGCACCUCAGGAAAUCACGCAUUGCCACGACGAGGAUGACGAUGAGGAAGAGGAAGAGGAGGAAGAAGAGGAGGAAGAGGAAGAAGAAUAAGAAGGAAAAAGCAAAGCGUCUCUGAAGACAGACCAUGACUCUAGCAGUGAUCAGGAGCGGAUUCCUUUGUUGGGGCCCUUGGGGUGAUGGGUUGGGGGGGGUGUGAUUCUUGCAAAGGCACAUUUUGGAAGUGUCCAGAUACUUUUAACAAAUCAACACUAAUUAGGAGGAGACCCUUGUUUUCAGUUUUGCAGACGGUUUAAAAAGCUGUUGGGUUCUGCCUGGGUGGUGCAUUCAGAUGGGACUGCCUGCCUGGGCUGUCAUGCUGCUCCCAUUACAUUAGGGAUGCUGCAUGUUUCUCCCUUUCCCAUGGUGUGUUUCAUCUGAUCCUCAUUUGAACGGUGUCCUGUGAACGGUUUUUGCCUUUUGUUACAUUCUCUGUGGAGAAGGAAGGGAUGUGCUGGGCCCUGCAGGAGACAAAAUCAUCCAAAUCCUCCUGCCGUUUGGGUUGCUGCCCUUUCAACCCUCUGCUUCUGGGUUACAAACUGCCCCUCCCCGUGUUAGCCAGGGUGUUGCUGUGGUUUCCAGCACUCAGUUUACCUUCUGCUUGGUGUGAGUUUCUGUGUGUCAGUGGCUUGAUUCCUCCGUCUGUCACAGAUGGCGGUGGGAUUCCAGCUCUUGCAUAUCUGCAGCUGUACACGUUUCGGCUUGUAGAUGCUUGUUAUCCUCUCCCAGUGUUCCAAACUCUUUCAUCAUCAGCAUGUGAUGCAUGUUUUCCAACACAUUUCUCCAACAGCUGAGCCGCACGCUGUGUUCUCAACUCCUGUAGUUUCAGCAGUAAUUAUUAACCCAGGAGCUUGAAGCCACUGCUGUAGCAUUACAUUAGUCUGUUUUCCUAUUGCUUAUUACUGACCUUUCUGUCUGCUGAGCUUUAACAAAGUGAAGCAUCCCAAAGGCAAACCCAGCCACCACCUGGAGCGAAAGGGCCUGUUAUUCCAGGGUGUCUGCCCUAAACUAGGGAACAGCACAUGCCACAGGGCCAGCCCCGCAUGGGAACUGGGAAGCUCCAGCCCUGCUGGCAAAUGCCCUUGUCUUUGGCCUGGAGCAAACAGAGCCUCAUUGCAGGCUGCAGUGGCCAAGGAGGGUGAUGGCUGCAGGGUUUGGCAUGGUCCUUGUGCUGGAAUUCACCCUGGGGAAGGCACAGGGCUGCACCCAGCCAGACAACAGCACCCUGUGCUUUUCCUCCAUGUCAUGGAGCAGCCUCCCUUACUCCCCCCGUGCCGUUCGCUGUGAAGGGAUUACAAUGAGGGCCCUCUUGUAGUUAAUUCGACUGUUGUUUCAGUUUCAUAAACUCACUGAAUUUUGGUUUUCCAUUUUAAAGUACCUUAGGAGACAAUAAAA
Molecule: messenger RNA, 3194 nt
Organism: Pezoporus flaviventris
Lineage: Eukaryota; Metazoa; Chordata; Aves; Psittaciformes; Psittacidae
Gene: NT5C2
Product: 5'-nucleotidase, cytosolic II
Exons: 18
Coding region: 87-1853 (588 amino acids)
Biological process (GO): adenosine metabolic process; IMP metabolic process
Molecular function (GO): 5'-nucleotidase activity
Source: RefSeq, a predicted model, not a curated record